Messenger RNA from Sitodiplosis mosellana (orange wheat blossom midge), 765 nucleotides. RefSeq lists its product as uncharacterized. Lineage: Eukaryota; Metazoa; Arthropoda; Insecta; Diptera; Cecidomyiidae. The transcript has 3 exons. The record is from RefSeq and is a predicted model, not a curated record. Bases 337 to 711 code for a protein of 124 amino acids.
GGUUUUACACGCAAUAUUGUUAAUGGGAUUGUGAAAAAUAAACGAUAUUAAUAAAAAAACAUAUGUUUUUAUCUUCAUAAGAGUGUCAAACACUGGUUGACCAAUGAAUAAUUAAUUUAAAAUGCUUGAAUUUUUCAAAUUAUAUUGGACAAAUGAGUUGUACAAUGUACAACGGACAUUCAAAUUCCCAGUAAAGUGAAAAUAACCAAGCAUACGACCGUGUGGAGUGCAUUAAGGUCAUGCGCAGAAUUGAAUGAAGUGUCAUCGAGUGUUGGUUCUUGUUUUGUUUUUGACAACUAAACUUGGCACGAAAACAAACAUUUGAUUGGAGUCGGAAUGUUUGAAUUCCGAAAAAAUAUCAAACUCAAAAGUUUUCCCAUAAUUUCAUUAUUAGUUGUUAUCAGUUACACUGUGAUUAUUUUAGCCGAUAGAAAUGGCGAUGUUAUAUUUCAAUUUCCCGAAUACGAUUACAAGGAGACAAGCAAAAAUGAACUCUCAUAUCGUGAGUUUGAGUCGGCCUGUGACCAGAGCAAACGGUGUGAACCAUUAGCAAGAAUGGCACGACUUCGUUGUGUGCGAGAAUGUAUUUCACCAUCGUGCUAUCAGGAGAUCUAUGAAUUCGAUGAGCUCGAAGAGGGUGAGAUUGAUGUACGAUUGAAUUCGUUCAAGGGCUGCUUCAUCCAGCGCUUGGGACGGUCUCGUAAUAGAUAAAUACCAUCCAAUGAUACAUAUAUUCAUUUUUAAAUGAAUUCUUUGUGCAAAUUA